Pelodiscus sinensis (Chinese soft-shelled turtle) is the source of this 3826-nucleotide messenger RNA. The record is from RefSeq and is a predicted model, not a curated record. NCBI's taxonomy places the organism in Eukaryota, Metazoa, Chordata, Testudines, Trionychidae.
UGCGCUGGUGUCACCCCCUUGACCUCCUUCUCGUUACAGGGCCCUGGCUGAGCUAAUGCCUGAAAGCUGCCAUUGCUCUUCUGGGCUGCAGUGUUGGCCCUGCCCGCUUUGGGUUCUGAGCCCCCCGGGAUCCCUGCACCCACAAGGUAUCCUACGCCGCCAAGUGGAAGCCCUGAGGUCAGCAGUGGGCACUGGGUGCCGACCCAGCUGGCCAACCUCUGCUCAGCCUGCAGCUAAUGCCCAGCUUGGAUCCCACUGCUGCCACCAAUUUGGAUGCAUGCACCUCCUGCUAGCUGAAGAGGAGCCAUGGCUGCCCCUGGCUCCACCCCCUGGUGACCCGCUGCUCAGCAACCCUUGCGCCACUCAGAGCCCCCGUCUCCUUUCAGCAUUGUCGGGGAUUGCCAGUGUCAAUCUUUCCCAUUUCUUGGCUUUUUCCAAACAAUAGAGGGGUCCCACUAUCAACAGCCCCCCCAUACCUGAUAGGUGGCUGCACUGACCUUGCUCUGCAUGAGCCAGCCAGUGUAAGCCAAGUCCUCGCUACCCUGAGUUCAGCUUUGGGACAGACAGACAGACAGGAUCUUUGGGUGUCCAAACACAACCCCCUUUGGUCGACAUGGCAGAUUUCUCAUUAGAGCGUGCCGAGUGUCAACGGCAGCCCAGGCAUUCGCACCAACGACUGAUUCGCACCAGCGAUUGAUUCGCACCAACGAUUGAUUUGCAUUGUGCCCAGAUGCCAGCUGGGCAGACGUUUCCCAGCCGGACAGACUCUGUGCCGUGUGUUGUGAAGUCAUUGCCUUCACGGGUACACGUUUAACCGUUUAAUCGAUGAGCUGAUGCUUAUUGUGUUUUAAACAAUUAAACUCACCAUUCGGGGCCCCACCGGUAGCGAAGAGCCCGCUGGGAGCAGGGCUGGCUGCCACACCUGGGAGGGGGCGGAGCUACAUCCAUGAAAACGUUUAACCGUUAACCGAUAGAAUUUUGACCUGUUACAUGGUUAACAUUUUUCUAUAUAAUUUUACAUCCCUCCCCUGCAUCAGCCCCUUUGAAGUGCUCCUGCCCUGGGACUGUGCUGGCCCAUAUCCCUACUUCGGCCGUGCCGCGGCUGAGAAGGUAGCCACCGCGUGGGUCUGAUCAGCGGCCCCUGAUUGCCUGGCGCUGUGGGCAGUAGGGAGUUUACGAGCCAGUGGGCUGCGGUCGUUUGAAAAUCCCACUAGAUACCUAUCUGCAUUCGCAGACGCCCGUAUAGCUUUAAACCUUUAUCCCGUAAUGCUCUCUGAAUGCCAGCGUGAGCCAGGCACCUAACUCACUUACACACGCUCGUGCAUCCCAUGAGGCACCUCUGUGGAUUUGCCAGUGCCUCACACGUUUGCAAAUCUGCCCUUUUUCCUUUCUUCCUGUGUGCCGAUAGAGGAGAAUAUUCUUUUCGACCUCACACGGGAGCAGGGAGGAGAAAUUCUUUUAAGAUUCUGGUGUGCCCGGAGAUAGUGGUGGUAGGAUACCGGUACAUGGCCAAGGUAGGACCUCAUCAACACUUGGUCGUAACUCGAUCUGUUCGUAGGUUGGACCCCAUUCAUUUACAUGUGACCGCGCUGUACGUAAGUGCGGAUCGCGUUCGUAACUUGGGGACCGGCUUGUAAUGCGCCUAAUGGGAGGUUGGUCAUAAGUACGAACGGCCGCAAGUCAACGCGUUCAUAACUCAGAGACUACCUGCAUCUCAUCAAAUGUACAGAGAUGCCGAGGUCAACAGUUUUACCGUCUGCCGGCUUUUCCUUGGAGGUUCGAUGUUCUCCGUCAUUAAAGGGAUUGUUCGUACACUCUUUGGUGGCCUUACAAGAAACGGUCCCUUCCCGCUCAUUUUAAAUUCCCAGCAGCAGAAAUGCCAAGGGAAAUCUCAUCCUGUUCUAGAAAGGAACAUUUCUGUUGGAUCAUUAACGAUCGGAACGAGUCGUUUGCUCUUUCAUAAAAAAGGCAAGGCCGACGAGUCCAUCCAGACAACCCAUCUGAAGACGCCUUGGGAAGAUGCCUGUCGAUCUGGAUUCUCAUACAUCCUAGGACAUUAGGCACGGUGAAAAAUGUUACCUGUUAAAUCCCAGCCGAAGUGAACAAGUGUGAUUUAGCUUCUUGGCCCUUUGAGCUAUCAUGGAAGAAUCUAAUGCCCAAGAAAAAAUAAGCCGAGAUCCACUUGCUGGAGCCCAAUUGGACCCGUGAGACCACGUUUAGAGUUGCAAGCAAUGGAGAUUCCACCAGUUGUAUCAAGACGGUUUGCGGCGAAUGAAAUGUCAAGUCGUUUUGAAGCCUCCAGCCUCAGCAGCACCAGAAAACCGUUCACCGUCUCGAGGAUCCACUGAAACAUAACAUUAGUCGGCCUAUUCAUGGAAAACAGAGUGCAGGGAAACCAGACGGUGGUUGAAUUCCUCCUCUUGGGUUUUGGCCAUCUCCCUGACCUGCAGCCCCUCCUCUUCCUGCUGUUCCUCAUGAUCUACUUGGCGACCAUGGCUGGGAACCUCCUCAUCGUGGUGCUGGUGGUGGCCGAUCGGCACCUUCACACCCCCAUGUACUUCUUCCUGGGCAAUCUGGCCUGCUUGGAGAUCUGCUACAGCUCCGCCCUCCUGCCCCGGCUGCUGGCCGGGCUCCUGACCGGGGACAGGAGCGUCUCUGUGCAGGGCUGCCUGGUGCAAUUUUAUUUCUUCGGUGCUCUGGUGGGCACAGAAUGUUUCCUCUUAUCCGUGAUGUCGUACGAUCGGUACGUGGCGAUAUGCCACCCCCUGCGCUACGCACUCCUCAUGAACGGUCGGUUCUGCCUCCAUCUUGCAGUUGGGUCUUGGAUGAGCGGGUUCCUGGCCAUGAUCAUUAUAAUACUAUCGAUGGCACAGUUGACUUUUUGCGGCCCGAGAGAGAUAGACAGCUUCUUUUGUGACUUCAUCCCGAUACUACAGCUCUCCUGCAGUGAUCUCCGCGUGACGAAGGCGGUGGCUUUCAUCGGUUCUUCCGUGUUCUCCGCCGUCCCGUUCGUUUUAACUCUCACGUCCUACAUGUGCAUCAUCGCCACCAUCCUGAGGAUCCCAUCCACCGCUGGGAAGCAAAAGGCCUUCUCCACCUGCUCUUCCCACCUCAUCGUGGUGAGCAUUUACUAUGGGACACUCAUUGUCGCCUACAUGCAACCCAACACCGACGCCCUGCGUGACCUGAACAAAGUGUUCUCCGUCUUCUACACGGUUGUGACCCCUCUGGUCAACCCCCUCGUCUACAGCCUGAGAAACGCAGAGGUCAAGGAGGCCCUGAGGAAAGCGCAAUGGAAAUGCGUAACUUUAGUAAGCAAUGAGGAAUGUAGGGGGCCUUCGAGAGGUCAUCUUGUCCAACCACCUGUGUGGAGGCCAGAAAACCAAGGUCACCCCUGGCAAAUGAUUGCUCAGUCUCUUCCUAAAAAUCUCCAGUGAGGGGAAUCCCACAAGCUCCCUUAGAAGUUAGUUCCAGACCUUAACUCUAAUUAUCGCUACCUGGCUCAGGUCCUUAACUGUAGUACAGUAAAACCUUUGUUAUCCGGCACUCUGUUAACCAGAAAACAUUGUUAACCCGCAUUGCCCCCAGCCACAACACUGUCACAUCGUCAGGCACACAGGCCGGGCUGGGUUUAUCACGAUUGGCUUAACAAUUUUUUAUUUAAGACGUAUUAAUCAUCUUUAACUCAAAACAGACAUGAGAGAGUGACUGCCUCCCACUACAGAACUACCAACAUUAAAAACGUGAGUUUUACUAUUUUCAGAGUUGUUGACUCGAGUCCCACGACUUGAACUCGAGUCUGACGUAAGUCGCCGAGGUGACUCGA